Nelumbo nucifera (sacred lotus) is the source of this 1336-nucleotide messenger RNA. NCBI's taxonomy places the organism in Eukaryota, Viridiplantae, Streptophyta, Magnoliopsida, Proteales, Nelumbonaceae. The record is from RefSeq and is a predicted model, not a curated record.
AGAUGCUAAACAACAAUAGAAAAGACAUUUGUGAUCCACUUUUUCUGAUAAAUCAAAUACAAAUGUUUUUUAAAUAAAGGAAAGUUAUUCCAAACAUCAGCUUAGUCCGUCUUCUUGUCUAUUAAGCUGAUAAAAGAUCUACCAAGAAAUCCUUGCCAAACAGCCCCGAGUAUUGGAACUCGGAUACUCGGGUACAAUAUGGAUAAUCGGAUAAUGGGUACAGUUUCAGACCAACCGAACGAAUGACAAUCUCGGAUUCUCGAUUCGUUCAAGUUCAAACGCUAAUCGUGGAGCCCCACCGCCACCGGCCACCGUAAUAGCUACUAAACUUGAAACUCUGCAGGAGAGAAAAUAAUUUGGCACUUCACCGAAACCCUAACCCUAACAGAUUGAUCGAUCGAUCGCGAUCGAUUCGCUGAAUCGUCGCCAUGGGAAAUGCAGAAAAGCUAAUGAACCAGAUCAUGGAGCUCAAGUUCACGUCGAAGAGCCUCCAACGCCAAGCUCGCAAGUGCGAGAAGGACGAGAAAUCCGAGAAACUCAAGGUCAAGAAAGCUAUCGAGAAGGGUAACAUGGACGGUGCUCGUAUCUACGCAGAGAACGCAAUCCGAAAGCGUACCGAACAGAUGAACUACCUCCGCCUCGCCUCUCGCCUCGACGCCGUCGUCGCCCGCCUCGACACGCAGGCCAAGAUGGCCACCGUCAGCAAAUCCAUGACCUCGAUUGUUAAAUCCUUGGAGUCGUCUCUCGCGACCGGGAAUCUCCAGAAGAUGUCGGAAACAAUGGACAAGUUCGAGAAACAAUUUGUGAACAUGGAGGUUCAAGCCGAGUUCAUGGAGAAUUCCAUGGCUGGGAGCACUUCUCUGUCGACGCCUGAAGCCGAGGUUAAUAGUUUGAUGCAACAGGUAGCUGAUGAUUACGGUUUAGAGGUCUCUGUUGGGCUUCCCCAGCCGGCAGCGCAUCCGGUUUCUAAUAAGGCAGAGGACAAGGUCUCUGAAGAUGGUUUGGCUAGGCGCCUCGCCGAGCUCAAGGCCAGAGGGUGAGAACAUCGGUUCUCCAUCUCUCCCUCCUUUUAUUUCCUCCAGUUUCUUAAUGUAAUAUGUAUAGUUCUAUAAGGCUCAGAUACAUGAAUUGCCGUCGAUUUUGGAUUGAAGUACAUGUCGAUCUGAUGUAAGAAGUCAAACAUAUAAAAAAGAAAAAAGAAUUGUCUUCUAAGUGGAUUUGUUGUUUAAUGAGCAUUGUCAUGUUAGGUAGAUCUCUAGUUGACUUUGAACUAAUUUGAUUUCUUGUACUCCUUUUUACUUUCUUUUCAACAAUUUGUGUUUUUGAUCUUUGGUCA